AGGUCAGUGAGUGAAAAAUAAUGUACUGAGUAACUGUUAUGGUAGGCCCUUGUAACUGCAAAGAUGAGUGUCAACUUUGUGGAUUAUUUCGCCAACGAGCACAAUGGAUACGAUAUAUUAUAUCAAAACAUGAAAUACGGACUGAUCGCCAGCAAAGAGCUCUCAGAGUACCUUAGGGAGAGAUCGAAUAUAGAAGAGACGAAUUCUAAAUCAUUAGCUAAAUUAGCGAAACAGGCGAAUAGUAACUGCGCGCAGGGAACGUUUGCGCCCUUCUGGGGCGUGUUGAAAUGUUCCGCCGAGAAACUGUCCAACUUACAUCAACACAUGUUCCAGAAGUUAAGUGAACUGGUCAAAGAUGUAGCUAGGUAUGCUGAGGAGCUUCACAAGAAGCACAAGGCCGUCAAGGACUCUGAGUCCAACACGUUAGAGGUAGUGUUGCUGAUACAGAACACUAAACAGGCUUUGCAGAAGGCUAAAGAUGUGUACACAACCAAGUCUGCUGAGUUAGAGAAACUGAGGAAAGACAAUGCAUCUACUAAAGAUAUUGAAAAGGCUGAGGUUAAGAUUAAGAAGCUCCAUGAAGACUAUAAACAAUUAGCUGAGAAGUACAAUCUAGUGAAACAAGAUUUUGAGAAGAAAAUGACCCAGUCAUGUAAACACUUCCAGGAUGUGGAGGAAGCACAUCUAAAACAAAUGAAACAGUUUGUUAACUCUUAUGCAGACAUCAUACAGAACAACCAUGACCUCAUGGGACAAGUGCACAGGGACUUCAAACACCAAUGCCUGGAAUUAACUGCGGAAAAACUGCUAGAACAGUUUCUCAUAGAGAAAUACAAUGCUAUAGAGAAGGCAGUUUUAGUUGAACUACCUCUUUCAUUACCUAAGCCAGGGUCAGCUAACAACUCUAUAUCAGAGGCUGACCAGAUAUCAACUGUCUCAAAUGGAUCACACAAACCUCCCCAGCCAGCUAAGGCACCAAAGAAGGAGCCAUCAUUUGCUACUAAGACUUCAAGGAGAACUACCUCACUUUUGAAUUUGUUUACACCUAAUUUCCAGAAUAAGGAGGAACCCAGUGGAAGUAUUGAGGGUGCGGCACCAUGCUCUGCACCAUCCAGCCCCAGUGGAACACCAGCUACCCCAGUGGUACCUGAUAAGGAUGACAAUAUGGGCCGCACUACUCUCAGAGAAUCCAAAUGGUUCUUGCGUAGUAGGAGAACUAAGCCUAAGCUGAAAAAGACCAAAAAGAAGAAAGAUGAGAUAUCAGAAAACUCUAAUCCUGGUGAAAAGUCUGAUUUAGAGGAAAAAGAGGAAGAGGUACAAGCUAAAGAUGAUUUAAUGAACUCCCCAGAAGUUGACGAGGAAGGUUAUUGCAUUAGACCCAAAGAUGAGAAAGGGAGUGUGUAUUCCUCUACAGAUUCAGAUUCGGAGGAAGAGAGGGAACAGAAAAUCCAUGUUGAAAUUAAACCCAUAAGCAAUGGUUGUAACCCCAUAUCAGCUAGUGUGGAUGAGCUUAGAGCUACAGUGGAAAACAUCUCCCUGUAUAAAAUUGGUACAACAACAAGGCGUGGCUCAAACGCAAACACCAGUAAAGCAAGCAGUGAUCUAUUAGACUUGAACUUCUUCCAAAGUCCCACAGUGAGUAACCCCGCGUCGCCGCACGGCAAUGUCUCCAAUCCCUAUGCUCCUCUUCAGGGCAAUCAGUCACAUUUACUCGAGAGCCCUACUCCUGUCUCCAACGCUGAUGUUGGAGAUCUGUUUUCUGAAGUGGGUGAGAUGGGUUCUACUGUUCGAACUUCGACGCCUACGAUGUCGUCUAUCUCGCUCCCUCGACCUCCCUCGAGGCGUUCUGAAGGUGAUUUCCGCGCUGCAGGCUCGUCGGGGUCACGAGGUCCUUCCCCCCUCACAAUCGGCAUGGCGGAUACAAUACCGCUAGCUGUCGCGUUCCACGAGAUUAUUCACUCGUACUUCCGUGGUACGGAAGAGUCCAAGUGCCAAGUUAAAAUGUCAGGAGACAUGAUGCUCUCCUUUCCCACUGGUAUCGUAGGCGUAUUGGCUAACAACCCGAACCCAGCUAAAUUAUGUUUUAGACUGAAAAACAUACACAGAUUGGACAAUGUCCUACCUAAUAAACAAUUGAUUAGUAUUAACGCGAUGAUGUCGACGCGCGAUAACACGGUAGUCGAGUUCAACAUGCCUGCUCUAACAUCUCUCCUCAAACGGCAGUCGGAAAAGAAUCCGACAGCGCAGUACUUCAAUGUGGACAUACUGAAAUACCAAAUACGGCCGAAAACAGGUGCUGCGUCAUGUCCCCUCCAAAUGGUAUCUUAUUGGAAAUGUGAGCAGGAUCAUACUGACUUGAAGGUGGACUACAAAUACAAUCUGCACGCUAUGAGUCCGCCGUCUCCACUGCUGAACGUGUCUGUGUGCGUGCCUAUGAACGGGGCCGUCAAGAACGUGAUCGCGAUGCCCAAGACGGCGUGGAGCGGCGAGAGCGAGCAGGCGAUGUGGCGCUUCACGGAGCUGUCGCAGCACUCGGAGGACCGGGGCGUGGGCUCGCUGAAGGCGCGCUUCGAGCUCGCUAAGGGCCCUUCGAGCAAAGCCACGAUUUCGGCGCAGUUCAACUGCGAGGGCGCGACCCUCUCCGGCAUUGAGUUCGAGUUAAUAGGCAGCGGCUACCGGCUGUCGCUCGUCAAGCGCCGCUUCGUCUCCGGCAAAUACAUUUGUGAUAGUGAUUUGAACUGAUUGGUCCAAAACACUUAUGAAUACACAUGUUUGUAUAUAGAUCUUGUUGUCGUAUAUUCAGUGUGUAUGGGAUGCGUAGGUUUCUUACUACAUUUUAUGUGUAUGUUUUGGUACCUUAUAGGACUGUUUCCUGUCCACAAAAAAAAUAAUUUACAAUAAUGUAUCACAACAUUGUUUGUCAAUUUUCGAGUUAAAUUGUUAGUUGUUAAUUUGAAAAUUGUAUUACUUAUUGAUUAGGGAUAUGUUUCACAUGUACUAACUUAUUUUUCAGAAUAGUUAAUGUGCCAUUUUAUACUGUAUUUUGUAAAUGUACACGAGUACUUGACUGUUGCACUAGUACACACAAUGGACACAUACCUUUGUUCACGUUACUGUAAGCGGGUACUCAGCCUAUAUUUUAUAAAAGAUGCAUCACAUUUUAUAUUGAUUGGAAAUACGAUCUUUUUUCAUAAAACUCUUUGAAGCAGCACAAAUAUUAUAAAAUUGAUAAACUGUGAAUCCCCAUAGGUAGGCUGCUUAAAGUAUCACAUCAUUGUGACAAAAAAUAUAACAAUUUUAUUGUUUUUGGUUUUCACUGCUGAGCAGAUUUAAUGAGUAUUUAAACCUUUGAUUUGGUAGUUGUAUAACCCCAUGAUAUAAAAGCUUUAAAGCAAUACUAUAUCAUAUGACUUGGAUGUGUUGUAUUUGAAAUUAUUAUCACUUAAAUUAAUGUUUUUAACAAUUAUUCUGAGGUCAAUAAAUGAUAAUUUCUCUUUAGAGUUAACAAACAAAUGUGUAUUUAAACAAAAACUUUAAAUACCUUUUUUGUUUGUACAAUUGUUUUAGAUAUUGCCUGUUUUAUUUUUGUAGAGGCCUAAGUAUUGCAACAAUUGAGAACUUUGGAAGGCCACAAUCACUGCUAUGAAUAAUUAUUAUAAUUAAUUGUUUCAUUUAUGUGAGGUUUGACACUAAUGACCAUAUAAAUCAUACCGCUUAUCAUAUUUAAUUCACCUUGCAUUCACUUAAAAAUUAGGUCAAAAAAGUUUUUUCUUAUAACUUUUACUGUGAACACCCUAUAGGGUUUCAUGACCCUAAUAUGGCCACUAAUAGCCCAGUCAGCUUAUGUUAAUGUUUUCAUAUUAUAAAACUUAAAAACAAAAAUUCAAAUUACUUAAUCCUGACUAAGCAGGGACUACUUAAAUUCUAUUCUAUUAUGAAACCUGACUAUAUUUUCUUAACUUGUACACUCGUACGCACUAAAAUAAUCAACAUGUUGUCAAAUGUCACAUAAACGGAACUAAUUUUCAUGAGUAAAUGUAACGUUUUCUAAUGAAUAUUAUUACAUUAUUGUUGCAAGUAAGAUUCAUUGAAUCUCGGAGUAGCAUACUGUAUUGUCAUUGUUUUAUCAUUUCAACGCGAAAUUCAAUUUAUGUUGAUGUUGUGUUUUAGUCAGCAUUUAGACAACCACCGGAGAUGUUUUUUUUGUUGUUAUGAAAAUUGUUUUAUUAUUUUUUUCUUUGAGAGUAAUCAUUUAAUUUUAACUCAUUUACUAUGUAAUCUCAUAUUGUAAUUUUAUAUAAUAUCCUUUAUCCCAGCGGCCUAAUAUGAGUUACGAAAAUAGCUAAGCGACUAACUUUACCAAAAGUUAAGUGUUCAUAAAAUACUUUUAUUUAAAUAUAAAUAAAGGUCAAACCAUAUAAUAGUACCUACAACUGAACCAUUCCAUUAAUAUAUUAUGUCUCAUAAUUAAGUAUUAUUUUAUGAUUAUGUAUCACAAACUAUUAUUCUUUACACAUUAUAAAGGUGCGUAGCUAUUCGGCUGAGUUUAUUUAAAAAAAAAAACGUAUUAAAAAUCUCUUUCUUUUUAUAAAAAUUAGAUAACAAAUUUUGCUAAAUGCGUAAUAAAAUAUUUUUGUAACGUAAAAUUUAUCGCAUGUAUGAUUCUAAUUAUAAUGUAACUAUGUUAAUUUUAAAUAAAAUGUAAUUUAGCAUUUAA
Molecule: messenger RNA, 4717 nt
Organism: Helicoverpa zea (corn earworm)
Lineage: Eukaryota; Metazoa; Arthropoda; Insecta; Lepidoptera; Noctuidae
Product: F-BAR domain only protein 2
Exons: 1
Coding region: 64-2742 (892 amino acids)
Biological process (GO): clathrin-dependent endocytosis; clathrin coat assembly
Cellular component (GO): cytoplasm; clathrin-coated vesicle; clathrin-coated pit
Source: RefSeq, a predicted model, not a curated record